Messenger RNA from Cylas formicarius (sweet potato weevil), 1293 nucleotides. Its product is annotated as RING finger protein 145-like. The transcript has 3 exons. The record is from RefSeq and is a predicted model, not a curated record. NCBI's taxonomy places the organism in Eukaryota, Metazoa, Arthropoda, Insecta, Coleoptera, Brentidae. Gene Ontology annotation, molecular function: ubiquitin protein ligase activity. The coding region runs from base 57 to 1031 and encodes 324 amino acids. Gene Ontology annotation, cellular component: endomembrane system.
CGCAAUGUCAAUGUAAUCGUUUUGAAAAAUGUUAACAUGAAAAUUUUAGUCCUCUAAUGACUUCCGCUCGCGAAAACGGAGACUCAACCGAAUCAUUUUUGUACGACAUGAGCGAUAAUUGGUUCUCUACGUUCUUCGAAUUUAUUCUGUUGCUCAGAUCAGAAUUGAUGGAAGAAAUACAUAACCUAGAACAAAUCUUCAUUAAGCUGAACAACAUUUAUGGGUUCAUUUGUCAGAUUUGCUUUUUUAUUCUCUGUGAUUUGGCUUUGGAUCACCAACAUCAGCUAGAAAGAAAAACCGAGCGAAAUAUAAUAACGGCUCUAACCACAGUGCUGUUCUACUCAGUGAUCGGCUACUUUGCGACGAAGAUAAGAGAUGUCUGCCAACGCAGCAGGUCCAGACUGGUAUCGGGACCACUCUCCAUAAUGAACAGUCUGAAGUGGCUCUGCAAAAUAAUCCUAGAAUGGGCUAAAGCGGCGGUGGUGGUGCUCUGCCUUAAAGAGCAAGGAAUUCGCUUCGAACCUAAAAUCCUGUACACCGUAAUUACGUUCACGUACUACUUGUGUACGGAAAAAAUAUUCCUGGAAAUAAUCCCUUCUGUGGUGGAAAUGUGCGAAGUUGAAAAAUUCGAAAAUUUGGAACACCUCUACGUGCCUCUGCUAAUGAACUUUGUAGUCAUCGUUUUGGGCGCUAUGGUCGAAAUCUACAGUUUUUUCACAAAUUAUUCCAAUUUUCUAUUGCUGAGUGCGUACUUUAUGGUAUACCUGAGGAUCAAGGAUGCCUAUUAUAAUUAUUGGGAGUGCAUAAUGGCGGAAAGGGAAACGUUCGCCAGUUUUCAAAUGGCAACCAGGGCAGAUAUCGAGGAGUGGGACGAUAUUUGCGCUGUUUGCCUCAACAGCAUGUCCAGGGCAAAGAUAACCCCGUGCCGUCAUUUGUUUCAUCCUUACUGUUUAAAGCAGUGCCUGAAAACUUCGUUCGAUUGUCCGCUGUGCAAACGUAACUUUCUGGAGAGUAGGACAAUGCUUAAAUAAAAUGGGAGGAAAAAGUAUUCUGUGCUAUCUCUCAAAUCCAAUUGUUGUUAAUCUUUUGCAAUUUGUAAUAGUUGGAAUUGCUCAACCAUUCUACAUAAUUUAUAAUUCAUUAAAGUAUGAAGUUUUCCCAGAACAACUAGGACAAAUGUGCCCGUAAUGGGCCCCUUAAAGAAAUUUUAUUACAUUUUUUUUAGUGUUGUGGUUAGCAAUUUUUUUAAAUGAAGAUUUAUAUAUAAUACCGAGUUAGUCCUAACAUAAAAGU